UUUGCCCUUACUCACAAAAGGAAUACGUUCCCAGAAAAGACAAAUUGCAAAAUCAAAAUUACCUAUAUAUUUAUAGUUGAAGAUGUUGGAAAAAUAUUCUUCACCUUAACUAACAUAGUCACAAGAAGGUGACAAAAACAAAAGUGCAAAGCAAAAAGCUGAAAUUUCCGUAUUGAAAUUGUGAAUGGAGAAGCAUGGAAGCAAAGAGGUCCUUCUUCUCCUCCUCUUCCACUCCAUUUUGUGGCAAUCCCGGGGCUGCCACCCUACGGAUAAAGAGGCCCUCCUCGAUUUCAAGAGCAGAAUCACUUCUGAUCCUUCCAGAUUGCUCCACUCUUGGAUUCCUUCCAAAGAUUGUUGCUCUGCUUGGGAGGGCAUCGCCUGCCAUCCUUCUUCGCGCCGGGUCCUCAACUUGAGCCGUCCCGGGCUUUUCUCAGACUCUGAUUCGCCCGUGGACACCUCUAUGACGGGGACACUGUCCCCGUUUCUCGGGAACCUCUCUUCCCUUCAACUUCUCAAUCUCGGCAGUCUCAAGAGCUUGAAAGGCCACAUCCCGCCUGAAUUAGGCAAGCUUACAAAGUUGCGCCAAAUGUUUCUGGAUUCCAACUCUCUGGAAGGCCCCAUCCCGGCCUCAUUCCAGCGGCUGAGUGAGUUAGAAAGCCUGGCUCUAAGCGACAACCAUCUCACGGGCCCUGUCCCUACAUAUCUUUUCAAGAAAAUGACAUCGCUCUCCCAACUCUGGCUCGCGGAGAACUUCUUGUCUGGAUGGAUACCAGCCUCCAUAGGCGGGCUGGUGGAGCUAAGAUACCUGGAUCUCCACGACAACGCUUUCAGCGGAACCCUACCUCAUUCCGUAGGCAGCCUCCACAACCUCCUCCGCCUCGACUUAUCCAAAAACCGCCUAUCCGGGCCCAUACCAAACUCUAUAGGCCUUCUAUCCAAUCUCAUCGAAUUGGAUCUCAGCAACAACCAUCUCACCGGCACCAUCCCUCCAUCCAUCGGAAACCUCAAAUCCCUCACAUUCCUAGUCUUAUCCCAAAACGGGCUUUCCGGUCCCAUCCCGCCUUCCAUCGGCAACCUACAGAGGGCCCGAAGCCUCAUCUUUGAAAACAACAAUCUCAGCGGCAACAUUCCUUCCACCAUUGGCAACGUCAUCACCCUCGACGCCUUAUACCUCUCUAACAACAAACUCACCGGAACAAUCCCACCAACCAUAUCCAAACUGAAGAAUUUACUUACCCUAGACCUGUCGAAAAACGGGCUUUCCGGCCCCAUUCCGCCGCAGCUGGCUGCCAUCCCCAACCUGCAAGAGUUGGACCUCUCCUCCAACCCUCUGUCUCUCCGCAGCAUCCCUCCAUGGCUGCAGCAGCUGCCACUCUUCCGCCUCCGCCUCAGGCAGACGGGCCUCGUGGGCCAGCUGCCCGGGUGGCUGUCGUCGUCAUCACUCUCCACGCUCGACCUAUCCGGCAACUCCCUGACCGGAAAACUGCCCGGCUGGAUCGGAAACAUGACGAGCCUCUCGUUUCUCAAUCUAUCCAACAACAGAUUCCAUUCCUCAAUCCCUCACCAAUUCCAGAAUCUCUCUCUGCUAUCCGAUCUUGAUCUUCACUCCAACAUGCUGUCGGGGAAGAUGACGCCGGUGUUCUCCAAGGCCUCUGGCUUCGCCCAAGGGCAUUUCAACUCCAUCGAUCUCUCGCACAACAACUUCUCCGGCCCGAUUGACGCUGGAAUCGGAGAUUCACCUCUUAUGGGGUAUCUGGGAUCCCUCAUUCUCUCUCAUAAUCCGCUCGGGGGGAAGAUUCCGGAAUCUUUGGGCAAAUUGGGGUAUCUGCAGGUGCUGAAACUCGAAGGCAACGGUCUGUCGGGGGAGAUUCCGGCGGAGCUGGGCGAGGCGGAGCUUCUGAAAACUGUGCUGCUGUCGGAAAACGGCUUGAGCGGGGAGAUUCCUGCGGGAAUCUUGAAUCUUGAGACUCUCGAGGAAUUUAAUGUUUCGAGGAAUCGAUUGAGUGGGAAGAUUCCGCCGCACAAAAUCGUGAUACCAGCAUCGUCGUUCGCCGACAAUCCUGGUUUAUGUGGAGCUCCACUUCCGCCAUGCAAGAAAUCUGUGUUUUAGGUUUGUCUCUAAUUUUGUUGAUGCUACACAAAGAUCGAAGAUCAUAGUUGAAUGUGCCAUGAUGUUUAGUUCUUCAUAAUUUCGAUGUUCUUUUUAACUUUC
Molecule: messenger RNA, 2212 nt
Organism: Salvia miltiorrhiza (redroot sage)
Lineage: Eukaryota; Viridiplantae; Streptophyta; Magnoliopsida; Lamiales; Lamiaceae
Product: probable leucine-rich repeat receptor-like protein kinase At1g35710
Exons: 1
Coding region: 185-2110 (641 amino acids)
Molecular function (GO): protein binding
Source: RefSeq, a predicted model, not a curated record